Neoarius graeffei (lesser salmon catfish) is the source of this 4468-nucleotide messenger RNA. Its product is annotated as NACHT, LRR and PYD domains-containing protein 12-like. Gene Ontology annotation, molecular function: protein binding. The coding region runs from base 311 to 4468 and encodes 1385 amino acids. The record is from RefSeq and is a predicted model, not a curated record. The transcript is spliced from 22 exons. Lineage: Eukaryota; Metazoa; Chordata; Actinopteri; Siluriformes; Ariidae.
AAGUCAGCAGGAGGUUUUUUUUUGUGAUCAGAAAAACAUGUGGCUCUUUUGGGGGAAAAAAUCAUCAGAUGAAACGAAGGAAAGGCCUGUCUCACCUGGACUCAGCUGUGUGUCCUUUCAGAGUGACGGCUCAAUGGUGCAGCCUCUCGAGUUUACAGGUGGAGCAUCCUCUGUGGAAAGCAGCACAGCUCAUCUGUUUUAGUCGGAAACGUGUUUGGACGUGAUGGAGCCUGAAAAGAAGAACUAAAGGAAAUAACCGAGAACUCCUACCAGGAUUAAGAGUGAAGCAGACGUUUGACUUUCUGAGAGAAUGUCGGGGGAGUGUGAAGAAAUCACAACCACUGAAAUGAGUCUUCCUGAGGGGAAAUGCAAGAAUCAAGGUGCAACAGAGAAAAGGCCAAAUUCUCCUGAAGUCAGCUGUGUGUCCUUGAAGAGUGGGCGGUCAAUAACGCCCCCUAUUAACUUUAAAGGUGGAACAUCCUCUCAGGAAAGUGAAACGAAGGAAAGGCCUGUCUCACCUGGACCCAGCUGUGUGUCCUUUCAGAGUGACCGCUCAAUGAGACACCCUCUCGAGUUUACAGAUGGCGCAUCCUCUGUGGAAAGAACCCCAAAACAGGAACCAGAAAACAGCUGCAGAAAUUGGAUGGAGUCCGUAUUCCAGCUGGAGCACAAAGUCAUCACAUUGGUGAAGAAUGAACUGAACAAUUUAAAGAAGCUACUGAGUGCUGAUUACCCAGAAUGCUCUGAGAGGGAGGAGAAAGCGGAGGAGGAGGAUCUGGACCGUAUUAGAGAGAGUGUGCUGAAGAUCACACUGCGUAUCCUGAAGAACCUGAAGCAGAAAGAUCUCGCUCACCAACUGCAGAUCAAGCUGGCCUCUGGAUAUCAGCGAAAACUCAAAUCCAGACUUGGAGAUAAAUUUAAAAGGAUAAAUGAAGGAAUCUCCCAGCAUGGGACAUCAGUACUUCUGAAUCAGAUCUACACAGAGCUCUACAUCACAGAGGGCUGGAGUGAAGACAUCAGUAAUGAACAUGAGGUGAGACAGAUUGAGACAGUGUCCAGGAGACCAGUAACAGAGGAGAAACCCAUCAAAUGUAAUGAUCUCUUUAAAGACACGUCCAUCAGAAGUGUGCUGACUAAAGGAGUUGCUGGAAUUGGAAAAACUGUCUCUGUGCAGAAGUUCAUUCUGGACUGGACUGAAGGGAAAGUGAAUCAGGACGUCACCUUCAUGUUUCCACUUCCCUUUAGAGAGCUGAAUCUGAUGAAGCAGCAAAACCUCAGUCUGAUGAAUCUUCUUCAUCAGUUUUUCCCUGAUAUUAAGGACCUAGAAGUAAUAGACAGUGAUACCUACAAAAUCCUGUUGAUCUUUGAUGGUCUGGAUGAGUGUCGACUUCCUCUAGAUUUCCAGAACAAUGAGAGAUUGUGUGAUGUGACCGAGUCGGCAUCAGUGGAUGUGCUGCUGACAAACCUCAUCAAGGGGAACCUGCUUCCCUCUGCUCUCCUCUGGAUAACCACUCGACCAGCAGCAGCCAAUCAGAUCCCUCCUGAGAGUGUAGACCAGGCAACAGAGAUACGAGGGUUCAGUGAUCCUCAGAAAGAGGAGUACUUCAGGAAGAAGAUCAGUGAUCAGAGCCUGGCCAAUAAAAUCAUCACACACAUGAAGUCUUCAAGAAGCCUCUACAUCAUGUGCCACAUCCCAGUCUUCUGCUGGAUCUCAGCCACUGUUCUCGAAAGAAUGUUAGGUGAAGCAGAGAGUGGAGAGAUCCCCAAGACUCUGACUCAAAUGUUCACACACUUCCUUAUCUUUCAGAUCAAACACAAGGAACAAAAGUACCAUGGAACAUAUGACCCUGAUUCUCAGCAGACCAGAGAGAGUAUCCUGGCACUGGGAAAACUGGCUUUCCAACAACUGGAGAAAGGAAACCUGAUCUUCUAUGAGGAAGACCUGAGAGAGUGUGGCAUUAAUGUUAGAGAAGUGGCAGUGUACUCAGGGGUGUGUACUCAGAUCUUCAGAAAAGAAUCAGGACUCUACCUGGGGAAGAUGUUCAGCUUUGUGCAUCUGAGCAUUCAGGAGUUUUUGGCUGCGUUGUAUGCAUUUCUCUGCUUUCUUGACAAAACCCCAACAAAAGAACAAACUACUGCUCUGUCUGGUCUUUUCAACACAUCAGAAAUGUCUGACUUCCUCAAAGGUGCAGUGGACCAGGCCUUACAGAGUGACACCGGACACUUGGAUCUUUUCCUCCGCUUCCUUCUGGGCCUCUCAGUGGAGUCCAAUCAGAAGCUCAUUCGACAUCAUCUGCCACACACAGGAAGCAGCUCUGACUGCCAGAAGGACAUAGUUGAGUACAUCAAGUUCAAGUUUGAACAAAAUCCAUCUCCAGAGAGAUUAAUAAACCUUUUCUACUGUCUGAAUGAGUUAAAUGAUGAUUCACUCGUGAAAGAGAUCCAAAGUUACAUGAGCUCAGGACGUCUCUCUGAAGCUGAACUCUCACCUGCUCAGUGGUCUGCUCUGGUCUUUGUGUUGCUGACAUCAGAUGAGGAUCUGGAAGUGUUUCAGCUACAGAAGUUCAUAAAGUCAGAUGAAUGCUUUAAGAGGCUGCUACCAGUCGUCCAGCAAGCCACAACAGUUCUGCUCAGUGAUUGUAACCUGACAGAGAGAAGCUGCUCAGCUUUACACACAGUUCUCAGCUCUGAAUCCUCCAAACUGACUGAGGUGGAUCUGAGCAGUAACCAUCUGGAGGACUCAGGAGUGAAGCAGCUUUGUGUUGGACUGGAGAGUCCAAACUGUAAACUGGAGAAACUGAGCCUUUGGCGACGUAAUGUGACUGUGGAGAGCUGUUCAGCUUUAGCCAGCGUUCUCAAAUUAAAGUCCUGCAGUGUGAGAGAGCUGGACCUGAGCAACAACAGUCUGCAGGAUCCAGGAGUCACUCAGCUUUCUGCUGGACUGAAACACCGUCACUGUAAACUGGAGAUUCUGAGGUUUAAUGCAUGUGCUCUAACUGAUGGAAGCGGUUCAGCUCUCGCUGAAGUUUUGAGCUCUGAAUAUUCCCAGCUGAGAGAGCUGGACCUGAGCAACAACAGUCUGCAGGAUCCAGGAGUCACUCAGCUUUCUGCUGGACUGAAGAAUCCACAGUCUCCACUCAGAACACUGAGGCUGAAUAAAAGUAAUCUGACUGUGGAGAGCUGUUCAGCUUUAGCCAGCGUUCUCAAAUUAAAGUCCUGCAGUGUGAGAGAGCUGGACCUGAGCAACAACAGUCUGCAGGAUCCAGGAGUCACUCAGCUUUCUGCUGGACUGAAACACCGUCACUGUAAACUGGAGAUUCUGAGGUUUAAUGCAUGUGCUCUAACUGAUGGAAGCGGUUCAGCUCUCGCUGAAGUUUUGAGCUCUGAAUAUUCCCAGCUGAGAGAGCUGGACCUGAGCAACAACAGUCUGCAGGAUCCAGGAGUCACUCAGCUUUCUGCUGGACUGAAACACCGUCACUGUAAACUGGAGAUUCUGAGGUUUAAUGCAUGUGCUCUAACUGAUGGAAGCGGUUCAGCUCUCGCUGAAGUUUUGAGCUCUGAAUAUUCCCAGCUGAGAGAGCUGGACCUGAGCAACAACAGUCUGCAGGAUCCAGGAGUCACUCAGCUUUCUGCUGGACUGAAACACCGUCACUGUAAACUGGAGAUUCUGAGGUUUAAUGCAUGUGCUCUAACUGAUGGAAGCGGUUCAGCUCUCGCUGAAGUUUUGAGCUCUGAAUAUUCCCAGCUGAGAGAGCUGGACCUGAGCAACAACAGUCUGCAGGAUCCAGGAGUCACUCAGCUUUCUGCUGGACUGAAACACCGUCACUGUAAACUGGAGAUUCUGAGGUUUAAUGCAUGUGCUCUAACUGAUGGAAGCGGUUCAGCUCUCGCUGAAGUUUUGAGCUCUGAAUAUUCCCAGCUGAGAGAGCUGGACCUGAGCAACAACAGUCUGCAGGAUCCAGGAGUCACUCAGCUUUCUGCUGGACUGAAGAAUCCACAGUCUCCACUCAGAACACUGAGACUGUGUAACUGCAGUGUAGCAGCUGAAGGCUGUGCUGCUUUGGCUGCAGCUCUGGAAGAAAAUCCCUCACAGCUCAGAGAGCUGGAUCUGAGCGGGAAUAAAGCAGGAGACUCAGGAAUAAAGCACAUCUCGAACCUCCUACAGAAUUCACACUGCCUCCUGGAAACACUCAAGUUGUUGAAAAGUGCUGAAGCAGAGGAAGCCUACAACCUUCUUACUCGAAUGUUCAGUAAAAACCCCUUACUGCACACGGAGCUGGAUCUGAGCUCCAGAAAAUUAACAGACGUCAGAGUGGAUCAGCUCUCGGCUCUGCUGCAGGAUCCACAUUACAGACUGCAGAAACUUACACUGAGGAAGAGCGUCAGUGAGAAAUCCUGCACUGCUUUGGCUUCAGCACUUUCCAGAUUAGUUAUUGACCUUAAUACUACUGUGUUACAGCGUCAGUGA